Messenger RNA from Pocillopora meandrina, 7525 nucleotides. The record is from the annotation of a GenBank genome assembly. Lineage: Eukaryota; Metazoa; Cnidaria; Anthozoa; Scleractinia; Pocilloporidae.
AUGGUCACAGCUUCCAACAGCUCUGGUGAAGCUGUGGUCCAAUACUUCAGCGGUCAGACAGAUGAGCAACCGGAUGCCUGUGGUUCGUUUGUGAGAUUGAAGUAGGAUGAAAAUUCUAAGUUAGCUGGCAUUUGCUAGUGAGUGGAAAGUACUUUUUCGGAACGUGAGGACGUGGAGAAUUGAAAGCAGGUUAUACCGGUUUCCCGCCUUUGGUCCACUUAAAUAACGUUGGUGACCUCAACGACAUGGAUUGCGAUGAUAUCGUCUGUUAGACUGUUAACUCAAUCGACGAUUUCUGGAGAGUCUUUGUUCGUUAGUUGCGUUUGUCUCAGAGCUGUCUGUACCCUAAGCAACGCUUGAUUGUGCGAAUAACUUUCACAAAUGAAUAAUGAAAACAAAGACGAACACAAGAAAUGCGCCGUCACCGUGACCGGCUGCAGGACGUUUAAGUGUACAAACAUCUAGUUAGGUCACAUGUCUGGCGCUCGCUUCUUCCUUGUGGUAAGCUUACCGACAGUGCUCCACCGUUUUUAUCAUGUAGUUAUAGUUUUACAUGCACCGCAUCCUAAAGGUGUCAAUGAGAUAAACACGGCUUUCUAUGUAGGUUAUGUUGCUUUACUAAUUUCAAAGGUUCGACGAGUUAGCCCUUCCCUUUUGUUUAGUCACGGAAUAUGUAAAUAUACUGAUUUCCGCGUGAAUAUAAAUAAAUAUUAGGGCAAGGUGUUUUUUUCAAAUCUGAUAAUUUGUAAUUUCAUCCAUCUCAAAGUCAAAUCGUUCAAGUUUUCGAGAGCACGAGGAACCUUGUCUGAAGUAUAAAGGGGGUAAGUUUUGAGGGAAACAGUAGUGCUGUGUCGGUGGGGAAGUAUGACAAUAAUUUGGUUUUAUCAACUGAAUUGUUAACGUGAAUUGGCCACCACAAAGAGCUUAAAAGCUGACGUUUUGAGCGUUAGACCUUUGUUAGAGCGAAUGACGUUUCGUAUGCAUUUAUUAUCAUGAGAUGAAUGUCGCACGCUCUUGUUUAAAUUCUCAGUCGAAUGAAGCGCUUUUUCUGUCGAUCACGUAAUCAGCGUGUAUGUGACAGAAUCGCCAGAGGAUUGUGAAUUGCAGUGUUAUUUAGAGGAUGAUUGUAUGUCGAUCAACAUCGGAGUAAUGGGGGAUAAAACGUACUAUUGUGAAUUGAGUGACUCAGAUCAUGUUGUACAUCCUCGAGAUCUUGAAAAUCAGAAAGACGUUAUUUACAGAUCAGUACAGGUGAGAAUUUGUCGAUUCAACUGACGGAUCAAUUUUUCUGUCAAUCUUAUUCCGUAAGGGGAUGCAUUCAGAUUAGUUUUUAGAACUCUUUCGUUUCCGAAGGCCUGUAAGGAUUAAAUAUAAAUCUAGAAAAGUGAACGAACAAUCCCCUCUGGAGAAUUAACUCAUAGAACAGACAUGAGUUCUGGUUACUAUUUGUUUACAGUAUUUUGUCAUGCUCGCGAUCGAGGCAUCGGCAUUGCAUCCCUGAGUGCCACUGGUCUUCAAACAAUCAAUGACCAGUCUCAAACUCCUAGCGAGACUGUCGCUCGUGUGAGUUCAGUGGACUUUCUGAUACAGAAACCUUUGAUAUGAUAGGAGAACCCCCUCGUAUGGAAUGGCGACUAUUUUCGCCUCCUAAUUGUAAACGUGCAUGCGGUAUGAAAAGAGCUCCUACGUAGCCUACUCCGGUCCACCACAACGGCAACGUUUACUUCCAGGGGGCACCUAACGUUGCUAAUAUCGGGAUUUCAGUCGACUGAAACUUGAAGGAAAAGUAGCUUAUGGGUGCUAAAAGCAUAAUAUAAUUCUUGACUUGUAGAGAGCUCUGAACGCGACAUUUAUGCAAUGCCCAACUUAAAUACGUCUUUUGAUUGAAGGGCUGAACAUGUCGCGAGUCGUGAAUCAAAAUACACUUACUUUCGAGGAUAAACAAAAUUCACUUGGCCCCCGGGGAAACAAUGACUUGACUUUCAACUCUCACGUAAUGCAAUGCCCAACUUAAAUACGUCUUUUGAUUGGAGGGCUGAACAUAUCGGGAGUCGUGAAUCAAAAUACACUUACUUUCUAGGAUAAAAAAAAUUCACUAGGCCCCCGGGGAAACAACAACUUGACUUUCGACUCCCACAUGAUAGGGUCGUUCACCGUGAAACCGCAGCAAAUGUGUGUGCCAGCCUGCCUAUAAAAAUUAUUUUUUUGCCGUCAUUUUCGAGUUGGGUGUAUGAGAAACACUUUAAAAAAUUAAAAUUAAAGUGACUGGCCCCACGGCAAACAGUGAGGAUUGCUUUACCUUGCCCUGUCAGGGCAACAAAUUCACUGUUUCCCUUGGAGUCGGUCAUUAAUCACUUAUUUUAACAACUUUGCCAGGUGUCUACGUUAUAAUUGUCUGGAAGCGAAAGUAAACACUAUUUGUAGGGUAGUUAGAGGGCAAAAGAUGAGAAAUAAUUAGGGCAUCAGAAAAAAACAAAUGUUUCUUAGCAUAUUGGCUUCCGUUGCCAAUUUUAACGUGCACGAGUCCAAAAUAGGAACACAGAAAUACAUGUAUGGUACAGCAGAUAUAUCUACAAAUUAUGACUCAUAAAUGUACGAGUUAGAAGGUGAGAGGGAAUUCUGUCACUUUUCAUCUCUCUCUGUUGAAAUUACAUCCUGCAGCUUUUUUUUUAUUAGACGAAUUUCGCUUUGUUUGGUGGGAAAAAGUUGUCAUCGAUCCAUAAUGCGACUAAACAAUACUUAUAGAAAUCCGUGUGCAAGAGAAUUUAGGUUUGUUUCUAUUAAUGUUAAACGCCUCGACGCUUUAUUCAAAUGUAAAGAAAUGUUAAUCAGAAAUGUUAGUCGUGAUCAGUACUUCGUGUAAAGCUGACUAAUGCUUGAUUUACGUAAGGGGUUCUCAAGCUGUUUCUUUUAUUUCUUUUAAUUAUUGUCUCAAGUUUCACUAAAAAGUUGAUAAAAGAUUUUUUUCAAUAGAAAAAUACGAGAGGAGUGGAAAGAAACUGAAGGUCAGAAUAUACUGGUUUCAAGGAGUAACCAAGUCAUUCAAUUUGGAAAAAAUUGGUUAAUUUAAACUUAAAAGAAGAUUGCCUUCUAACUUUGAUAACAACAUAAUAAAAACAAUACGAGUAAUCUAGGUUUGUUUCUAGUUAAAUGCCACCACGCUUUACUCAAAUGUAAAGAAACGCUAACCCCAAGAGUCGUCAUCAGUACUUCGUGCAAAGUUGACUGAUGCAUAACAAAGUGUAAUUAACAAAAUCCUAAAUUCACAAUCAAAACUAUUUGUUGCAUCUAAGAAGGGAGAAGGGCAACAUUUGUCAUCUGUUUUUCUUUCUUUCUCAAAUUACAGGAUGAGAGGACUUCUAGUCGGUUUCCAUUUCUGUCCCGUUCUGUUGAGUGGUGUUGCUUUGUUUCUUGUGGCUUUCAGUUCGUCUUUGCACACUGACUUGAGCAGGGACGCGGUUUUCGAGAGAGUUGAAGGUAACACGUGAAUGUGUUAUACCUCCCAACACAGUGAUAUUUUUUUCCGACGGGAUGUGAACUUUUCAAGUGCCAUGAGCGAAAACUCGAAUCGGAUGGCAAAGAUUUUGGCUGUGUCACGAUAAACUUUACAUGAUCCCCUCCCCCCCAAUAAAGGAUGUGUGACAUUCUUACAAUCCCCCUCAUUGGUAGUAAAUCUCCAUUCUUCCCCCUUUGUACUCUGUUGCCAUAGCAGUUCGCCCUCAAAAAAAAUAUGGGGUCGCCCCAAAAUCGGGUUAAAACAACAGGAACUUUCUACGCGAAACUCUCCUAACUGUCAGGGCUUCCACAUUUUCACCUUUGAACGAUAUCAAGAAUCAAGAUGACCUCUUAAGACAGGGUAAUUAACUACACACAAACUGUAUUAUUAAAGUAUCCAAAAUAAACUGAGUGAUGAGAACAUGAAACACGAUUGUGUUGCUUUUUAAGGAUUUGAGCUAAUUGGUCACAUCACCAAGACAUUAUAUGCUGACGAAAUAAGCUGUGGAUUGAGAUGCCUUCAAGAUGAAUACUGCCAAUCUUACAACAGCAAAUCCGAUGGUAAUGAUGCAAAGAAGGAAUGUCAACUGAGUAAUCAAACCAAAAAAUCAAGUCCGGAAAACCUGAGGCGUAACCCAUGUUCUACUUAUUAUCAUAGAAGAGGUACUGUUGAGUAAGGUGCUUAACAUUAUGGAAAGGUUAGUGGAGGUGUGAGGGGGGGGGUUGGAGUAUUUUGAUUGUCACAAUAAAGUUUUCCUGAUCCUUCCAUAACGUUCCGAACUAUUCUAUCGAUCUUCCUCAUUGGCCGCCAAUUUUUUUUAGUCCCACCUUUAAACUCUGUUAGCGACGACUGAUCACCUCUCCGUUCCCUUUGAAAACAAUGAUAUCCCCCCCAAGACUCUACCACCCCUCCCAACUCCUCUUUCCAAGUCAAAAAUGGUGACCUAUUUCUUACUUCUGAUAAGAGCUUUUCAGAGCUCUCUUAUUUCACGUGUACAUCCAUGUAUAAUCUUUCCCGAGAGAAUAUGAAGUUUAAAAUCUCUUGCUUUUCCUUAUAAUGAUAGAUUUUCCAGAUUUUCUUUGUUUAAAUUUAAAUUUCCAAACUCAAGAGUUAUGUAAUAAUUACGCGAAAGGACCUGCUAAUGGAAUAAGACCUCUGUGGCGUGUUUUGUCUCUUAGUUCGAUCCUCUCCUCGUUCCAAAUGAUUAUUCUUUCCUUUUCCUAUGCAGAUAAACGAGGUUGGGAUUCUGCUCAUCCGGCUUUCUCCUGUAAAGAAAUUCUGGACUCUGGACACUCCAAAGGAGACGGGGAGUAUUGGAUCGACCCAGAGAAGAGUGGAAACCCUUUGAAGGUCUAUUGUGACAUGUCAAGAUAUAGUGGUAAGAGAAUGAAUUUUUGUUUUGAGACACGAAGACUUCAACAGGAGUAUAUCAGACUCGGUACAGUUGUUAUUGGAACGUUAUGGUCUUGGCUAUUCUUGCUUUCUCUACCAAGAUCCUUAUUAUGUUUUGAAUCAAAACUACAGCAGAGUUCUCGAAAGUGAUUGGCUAUCAUCAGCCGGCCGAUUUGAUCACUAACCGGACAAUGUACGCGUCAUAUUUAUAAUUGAACAGUGUAAUAGGACCGUUAAAGGGACAGUUAACGCGUCAUACCUGUGUGAGUGGACAGAACGCGUCAUGUGCGCGCCGUUGUCUCGCAUUUCGCUGAGUAAACUGUUGUUUUUCGUUUUUAUGAAAACGUAUAACCGAUGUCUGGUUUCUUUCUCAAAUUUUGUCAUAGUUUUGACUAAUUGGUAACAGGCCUUCUUGUCGUCCAAGUCUACCUGUAGUGAUACGAGUGAUUAACAAAUCGGACUCCCGCUUUGCGGUAGUGCGAUUUUGGAAAGCACUCGUAUGAUUACAGACCCAAUUGGUCCUGUUACCAUUUAUUAUGUCCAAAAUUCUAGUUACAUGGAUGUCACCAGAUAAUUUAGGUCUGUUUUAUUUUAGGAGGUUGGCUUCUGGUGUCAAAUGUUGAGUUCGGAAGUCCCUCUUCUAAGGUGUCAGUUGAGACGUCAUACCGUGGAAUAGGUAAGUCACACAUGGUUCUGCAGAAGAGUGCCAUGAAAGAGCUCAGAAGAUACUUGUCCUUCACUCAGCUGAGAUUCCACUGCCAUAAGAAACAGGGACGCACAUUCCACGUGGUCACAGCUUCAAACAGCUCAGGUGAAGCUGUGGUCCAGUACUUCAGCGGUCAGAUAGAUGAGCAACCGGACGCCUGUGGUUCGUUUGUGAGAUUGACGUGGGAUGACAAUUCCAAGUUAGCUGACAUUUGCAAAGAUUGGGGAAGAGUAAGUGGAGAGUACUUAGUUGGAAAGUGGGGACAUGGUGAAGAUCAAAACAGGCUAUACUGGUAUCCCGUCUUCAAAAGAAACAUGUAUCACCUUAGGGUCCAACUGCAUAACGUUGACGACCUCAAAAAAAUGGAAUGUGAUGAUGGCUCCGGUCACAAUGUUGACACAAACGGCGAUUUCUGGAGAGUCUUUGUUCGUUAGUUGCGUCUAUCUGUACACCAAGCAACCCUUGACUGUGCGCAGGAUAACAGUAGCAAACGAAUAAAGCAAAAUAAAAAAUAAAUGCACCGUUACACUCAUCAGGUUAUAACUAUUUUUUUUUCUUUCUAUUUCGGGGCAAGGGAAAGCAAUCUUAAUUGUUUCCCGUGGGGCCAGUCAUUUAAAUUUUUAUUGUUGAAAAUAUUUUCUGAUACAUCCCAAACCGAAUAUCACUGCCAAAAAUCACUUUUUGUAUGUAGGCUGGCACACACAUUUGCCGCGGUUUCACGGUGAACAACCUUAUCGCGCGAGAGUCGAAAGUUAAAGUUGUUGUCUCCUCGGGGACUUAGUGAAUUUUGUUUACCCUAGAAAGUCAGUGUAUUUUGAUUCACGGUGCGUGACAUAUUCAACCAUCCGAUCAAAAAACCUAUUUGAGUUGAGAGAUACAUAACGAUUAAACAACUGCUUCCUUCUAAAUAAAAGGUUGAACUAGUGACCAUGUCAACCUCAACGUUAAGUUGAAGGACUCUAAACAUGAUUGGCUAGUUGAUCGGAUCGCGAGCGUCGCACGUGAAUACUAAAAAUUCCAGAGGAAGAGGAAAGAACACUUUGCAGUUCGAAAAAAGUUCACUACUGACAUAAGAAAAUUUCAACGACCUGUUUGAUACGGUGGGAAGCCACGGAGAAAAACCAUGCUUCGCACAAGAGGUCGAGCCUAGCUGGGAAAUCUCCCGGACAAUAAAGAAAUAAUCAUACAGAUUUUGACCUUCAACCCCGCGGGGAUUGGGGGAGGGUUUUAUUCCACUUUUUAGACAUGACACGAGUUUUUAUACUGUAACCAAUCACAAUCGAAGACAUUUCAAUUUUCAAUGAAUGAGAGGUUUAUAUCAAACAUAAUAACCGGGCAUUAUAUAUGUAUAUUUUUUUCCUUUUUUGUUUUUAUCUUGUUCAGAGCUUCACACAAGUCAGGAACUAUAUUAUACUUUUAGCACCCAUAGGCUUUUGGGUUUUCAGUCGACUCAUGUGCCCCUUGGAAGAAAACGUUGUCGUUGUGGCGGACCAGGGUAGGUUAUGUAAGGGCUCUUUUCAUACCGCAUGCAGUUUACAAUUAGGAGGCUAAAAUAAUCGUCAUUCCAAACACAGGGGGUUGUCCUACCAUAUCGAAGGUCUGGUCAGGAAGUCCACUGAACUCAGACGAUCAACAAUCUCGCUAAGAGGUUGAGACUGGACAUUGCAUGUUUAAAGACCAGUGGUAUCUAUGUUCUCUCAGUGAUACAAUGCCGAUGCCUCGCGUGCAGAUUUGCUCGAUUGUUCAUGGCAAAAUACUGUAAACGAAUAAUAGCUAUGACUCAUGUUUGUUGUAUUUAGCUAAUUGUCGAGAGAGGAUUGUCCGUUCAGUUUUUAUAGUUUUUAAUUUAAUCCUUACCGGCCUUACGCCUAACCAUAGAAGAAUUCUCCAUUUUACUACCUCAAGAUAAAAUAAAAAUCUUAAAUAAAAGG